CUGUAGCACUGAGUGGCUGCAACAAAAAGCACAGAAUAACAUCCCUGACUCCCUGCUCUGCUUUUUUCUCUCUCCCUGCGUCUCAGCUAGCAGACAAGGGCUCCGCUCACUGCUCUGCAGAGGCUAUGCUGAGACUGAACCGGCGUCGGAAGCAGGAUCUCUGGCUGCCAUCAACAAGUUAGGGUUGGAAGACCACAGCUAUGAAAAGAGGAACACUUGAUCGCCAAUUAACUGUUUGAGCUGACAACGUUGUGGAGAGGGAAACAAAAGGGGGGAGAAAGAAAAAGAAGAAAAAAAAGAGGAGAAGGAGGGGGGUUCAGCUCACAGGAGUCGUUUUGGAUGCAACUGAUCAACUUGAAAAAAUAUAUAAAUAUAUAAUUUCAAGGAUUCGUGCGAUGAAGGAAAAGCUUCCACCCUUUCUUUGAGCUUGGAUUUUAAAGGACUCAAAACAUAUAAGGAGGAAUAAACAUCUUGGGACAUGGAAUUUCAUAUUUUGUUUCAGUUGUGUGGGCUCAGAAUUGCUUUAUUUCCAAAGAGGCUGAUUCCUUUUGUGCUUACUCAAAAGGGUUUUUUCCCUUUGGAUUUUUCUUCCAUCUGGUUGCUCCAAGAGUCUGCGGAAAAGGACAGUUGAAUGCAGCCUCCGAUGUGCACAAAAGAAUGGGUUUCCAUUCAAGGUGGCCAUUGGUGGGACCUGCACCAGCGGCUCUGUGUCUGUGUGUGAUCAGCAUGCUCCUAGUGUGCCUGCUGCCUCCUGCAUCAUGCACAACCUGCCCUCAAAAAUGCCGCUGUGAGGACCUGCAGUUCUACUGCGACACCCAGGGGCUUCAGGCACCCCCAGAUGGCGUGGACAAGGGGGCCCUGGGGCUGUCACUACGCCACAACAGCAUCACUGAGCUAAGCCCUGAUCAGUUCUAUGGUUUCAGCCAGCUCACGUGGCUACAUCUAGACCACAACCAGAUCACCACAGUACAAGAGGAUGCCUUUCAAGGGCUUUACAAGCUGAAGGACCUCAAUCUGAGCUCCAAUCGUAUCACCAAGUUGCCCAACACAACCUUCAUCCACCUCAUCAAUCUCCAGAUACUGGACCUGUCUUUCAAUCAGAUGACAUCAUUGGAACCAGAACUGUUUCAUGGACUGAGGAAGCUACAGAUACUCCACCUCCGCUCCAAUCUUCUUCGUACCACACCUGUUCGGGCAUUUUGGGACUGCCGCAGCCUGGAAUAUCUGGGUCUAAGCAGCAACCGUCUAAGGAGCUUGGCCCGGAAUGGAUUUGCUGGGCUCAUUAAACUUAAAGAGCUCCACUUGGAGCACAAUCAACUGACCAAGAUCAACUUGGCCCAUUUCCCUCGCCUUGUUGCCCUCCAGUUUCUAUAUCUGCAGUGGAAUAAGAUCAGCAACCUAACAUGUGGCAUGGAGUGGACCUGGACCACUUUAGAGAAGCUGGACCUCACAGGAAAUGAGAUUCGUGUCCUAACACCUGAUGUGUUUCAAACGCUGCCAAAUUUAAAGAUUUUACUGCUGGAUAACAACAAACUAACCAGUCUGGAUCCCCAAGUCAUGGAUAUGUGGCAGUCUCUAGGCACCGUUGGGCUGUCUAGCAACCUUUGGGAAUGUACCAAAAGGAUUUGCUCUCUGGCCACUUGGCUGAGCGCCUUUAAGGGAAGGUGGGAGCAUUCCAUUCUCUGCCAUAGUCCUGAAUACGCCCAAGGAGAGGAGAUACUUGAUGCCGUUUAUGGAUUCCAGCUUUGUCAGAAUUUUUCAGCGCCGGUUGUUCAGACCAUUAGUACAACCACAGACGUUACUACAGCUGCAGAGAUCACAAGCUCUUUGUUUGGAAUUAUGCAGCCGACCCCCACACAGGACUAUGCAGAGGAUUUUGGGAGCUUUACCACAGUCACUACAACAAAAACCACAACACAAACACCACGCACUGCUCAAGCAACUACCACUAUAUUGGAAGAGCCAGCUGUAACGGAUGACUACUCGGCAAUGGACAACACAGUUAUGACUCAUAGGGUUAUCAUUGGAACUAUGGCCCUGCUAUUUUCAUUCUUUUUCAUCAUUUUCGUUGUGUAUAUCUCACGGAAGUGCUGCCCUCCCACCCUGCGCCGGAUACGCCACUGUUCGGCUAUCCAAAACCGCAGACAGAUGAGGACCCAGCAACGGCAGCCUAUGGCAGAUCUAGCUACGCAGGUACCCUAUAAUGAGUAUGAGCCUAGCCAUGAGGAGGGGGCACUUGUGAUCAUCAACGGCUAUGGGCAGUGCAAGUGUCAGCAACUGCCUUACAAAGAGUGUGAAGUAUGAACUCUUAUUUAUUCCUAGAGCAUAUGGUUUGCCAUUCGACCAUUUCAGAUGAUACAGGGUUUGCUUUUUGAUUUUUUUCUCCAAUUUAUGUAAAAAGCAUAAUUUCUACAAGUGAGAUUUGAGAAUAUGUGAGAAAAUUUAAAUGCUACAAUGACAGAGGGUGGACAUGACAGUUUAGGGAUGAUGUAGAGAUAGUCACAAAUUUAUUUUUCUAUGAAUGCAAGGUUGUUCAUAUCAGGCAGGGGCAAUCAUUUUAAACAAGAAAAUUGUAAACUGUGAGAUUUGUCUCCACAUUGUCUCUAUAUUCUGCAGCACAGAGAAAAUACUUGGGCCAAAUGGCCCACUGCUAACAGAAUACGUUCAGUGGAGAAAUGUGAUAUACGUCUUUUUUCUUUAAGAAGUGAAUAUUUGAAAUCAUGUUUUUUAACUGCACCACAGGCACUGUAAGCCAAUCACUCAAUCACUGGGGCAAAUGAAUUGGAUAAAUUUAUCGAAUGUUUUUGCUUUGUAGUUUCACUGUUUUGGGGAUACUAUGAUACAUUAAAGAGCAUUAAUACAAAACUCAAAUUCUGAAUUAUAACUGGAAAGUUAAUGUCUUUGUCGUCAUGUUACAAAUAAAUAUUAUAAUCUCUUGCCAAGAGAAUAACCCUGAUAUUCUAUUCAACAUAUUUUGAUUUUUUUUUUUCUCUUAUCAGAUCAGGCAAGUGUAAACUAGACCAAAACCUUCCGUAAAGUGUUUCCUGCCAACAGAAUUUAUAUGGCUGGCCAACCUAAAAAACAGUUGUGUUUAGCCAAAAGGAGUGUUUUUGGUUUGGGAAUUCUGGGUUUGGUCCAAAAAAUUCCUCCAUAAUGUGUGAGACAGCAGCUGGCUGACACAAUGAUGAAUUUAUGUUCAAUUAUAUCAAUAAGAAAAAAGUCCUCAUUCAGAUGUUAGCUGGAAAAUGCAAAAGCCGUUUUGGAGCAGACUCUUAUCUUGUUGGAUGUCGAGGCUCCUGCCGAGAAAGGCCAACUGCCACAAAUAAAUUCUCAACCUGUGGGAAACACUAAGCAUCAUUACUCUCCAGUACACUCCACUGGUGAGUGAAAACACAUAGGUGUCUUCCUUAUACUGGACAUCAACUACAAAUGUAUUAGAUCUUUAAUGUUCAAUGAGCUGUUCAUGUUUUUUCAGCUCCUAAAAGGCCAUACACACUGUGACAACAAUAUUUCCAGCAGCUUUAGAAUGGAAGUACAGUUUACUGAUUUGCUAUUAUAUACCACAUUCAAUAAACAGACAAGCUGUUGUGCAGUGUGAUGGUUGCAAGUAAUGAACAGUGCACACGCCAGAUAGAAUACAAUUUCACUCUGAAAAUAAAACCUUUCCCCGUUGCCCAGGCUCUUUACUGCUCACACACUAAUCAGGACUGACAGGCUCAAGAUUGAACCAAUUAAGGCAAGGCAAAAAGAAUCUAAUAUUCUGUCACCCACACCAGUGAUCCAGCAAUGUUUAGCUUGUUCGGCCACUCAAAAAUAGUUCUAGUGGUGGUUAUCUUCUAAACGGCACAAAAUAACAUGGAUCCUUUUAUUUUCAGACAUCAGUCUUAGAGACAGAAUAAGUUUCUCAUUCACACUCUUAAAAAUGGGGUUACAGUAAGUAAUAAACAUAAGAAUUCCCCAUUUGAUAGUCACAUGCGUCAAGUUAAACUGCGGUCAAUACCCUGAAAGCAAAUGGAGAUCCAGUGAUAAGAGAACAGCAAGCCUGGGUCAGGACACAUUUGUAUGCAGCACGGAGAGGAUGUGCAUUAGCAUCAGACUAAAGCUGCUGCCGCAGCUCCGCACUUCUUUGUGUUCAGUUUGGUGGUGGGGGCAGGGUGAAAGAGAGAGCGAUUGAGGAGAAUUGAUGGGACGAUGGAGAGUUGCGACUAUGGGGUAAUGUCUUUAUCUAUCAAGACCUACGAACGUCUUUUUGACCAAGUAAUGGUGUACAGAAUGAAAUGAAGAACACUGACCAACUGCAUCAACUAGUCAACAGAUGAGCUAUUCAACCUUUAAAUGGUGACAACUCCAGUUCUACUCAAGUUAAAGAGAAAACGACUGGAAAUAGGCAUAUGGUUUUUCCCAAAGGUUCAACCUUUACCGUUGUCUGUAGUCUGCAAUUAAAAUGGCAAGAUGUAUCCACCAGAGUGCACCUGGUUAUGGGCAAUUAGUGUGCUGUUCGCUGAUCAGUGCCCCCAACAUGUAGCCAGGUGGAAUUAUUUGUGGCCGUUUUUCUCUAAUGACACUGUCAAAAUUUGGUCUAAAACUUCUAACUGAAUGCUUGUGUCUGUGUGUCUCAGCACAUGCUCAUAGGAUACUUACAACCUCUGAGAAAGUGUUUGUGUAAACCAAAAAUCUUUACACUCCACAUCUGAAUUUAAUGAUAAAACAUGACACACUCUGAUCAUAUGGAUAUCCAAAGCCGAGCACCUCCACUUUGUUACAAAAUUUGUUUUUCUCCUGCUUCGCACUGCUUUUACUAUCGCCCUUCUAAUAUGUCUUGCAUGUUCAGAAGUCAAAUUGAGUUACAUAUUUCUUAAUGUCAUUCAACAAACGUUCUCGAGACCUAAUUUUUGACACCGGCAAGAAUGGGGAUGUAUGUGAAAUUUCUAUACAGUUCUGUCAAGCAUUUGACAGUUCACUGUCUGAGAUUAAGGUUGUACUAAAUGACUGAAAUUCACAGAAUUUGUAGAAAUAUGCAUCCCUUUGCACUUUGGCUCUUUGUAAACUGUUUUUGUUUCCUCUUGUCAUCCUCUAGCCCUGGUCCCCAUCCUGCCAAAAAAAAAAAAAAAAAAAAAAAAAAAGAAAAAACAAGUGAACCAAUCCCCUCUCUCUUACCCAACCUCUUUGUGCAAAAUGAAUGCUUUUCUCUUCCCAUUUUCCUUUUGUAUUGUAAUAUGUACAAUUUCAUAUAUGUAUAGUGGAUAAGAUGUGCCAAACUGAAAAAAAACAUUUUCCCCUAAAAACAUAUAUUUUUUAAAUAAAAUGCUUAUAAUUUA
Sphaeramia orbicularis (orbiculate cardinalfish) is the source of this 5318-nucleotide messenger RNA. It is a transcript of the gene lrrtm2, whose product is annotated as leucine rich repeat transmembrane neuronal 2. Lineage: Eukaryota; Metazoa; Chordata; Actinopteri; Kurtiformes; Apogonidae. The record is from RefSeq and is a predicted model, not a curated record. Gene Ontology annotation, molecular function: protein binding. The coding region runs from base 658 to 2304 and encodes 548 amino acids. The transcript has 2 exons.